This is a messenger RNA of Euleptes europaea (tarantolino), 2940 nucleotides long. It is a transcript of the gene CCAR2, whose product is annotated as cell cycle and apoptosis regulator 2. The transcript has 20 exons. The record is from RefSeq and is a predicted model, not a curated record. NCBI's taxonomy places the organism in Eukaryota, Metazoa, Chordata, Lepidosauria, Squamata, Sphaerodactylidae. Gene Ontology annotation, biological process: RNA splicing; regulation of DNA-templated transcription. Gene Ontology annotation, molecular function: RNA polymerase II complex binding. Gene Ontology annotation, cellular component: nucleus; DBIRD complex.
AUGGCCCAGUUCAAGCGCCAGAAGCAGCUGAGAACCGGCAGUCAUCAGGGAUCCAGAUCAUUCGCAGGAACUCAACCUGCCUCUUUACUGGGACCUGCACCUGGCCUAUUAAAUCCUCCUAUAUCAGCCGAUAUUAUCCAGGCAACACGGCAUCUUCAGGGGGGAGAGAAACAACGAGUAUUUACUGGAAUAGUUACCAGCCUCCAUGAUUACUUUGGAGUGGUGGACGAUGAAGUUUUCUUCCAGCUAAGUGUUGUCAAAGGCCGGAUGCCACAGAUCGGUGAGAAAGUGUUGGUGAAAGCUGUCUACAACCCAAGUCAGUCGGUGCCCUGGAAUGCUUUGAAGGUCCAGACGCUGUCAAAUCAGCCUCUUCUGAAGGCCCCGACGCCUCUUCUUCAUGUGACUUCCUUGGGACAGAAGCAAGGCAUCCUGGGAUCUCAGCCCCAAUUGCUGUUUCAGCCUCACCGAAUCCCACCUCUAUUUCCCCAGAAACCCAUGAGCCUCUUCCAGGCAUCUCCAUCACUCCAUCUGGGUCAUCUUGGGAGAUACACUGGUCGGGGCCCAAAGGGCAGGCAGGAUUCAGGCAGAUGGGAUGACUUUGAUUCCAAGAAGCGGAAGCAGAAGGGUGGUGAGCCGUGGGGAGUGAAGAAGCCACGGCAUGAAACACCCCAGUACCGGAUCCAGCUGGCUUGCUAUACUGUGAACAGCCCCUUCUGUGAUGCCAUGGAAAUCUUGAGGCGUUACAGCAGUAUCCAGUUGCCCAAGGAGUUCUACGAUGUUCGCCUCUGCUGGCUGGACACCUUCCCUCUUGCUCAGCCACUGACCCUCAGGCACCCCAGCCGUAUCCAGGUGGCCAGUCCUACCGAAGAGGUGCCUCCUGCUGAGGAGGGCACUGCCCAGGAUGCUCAGCCGGAGGACUCCAACUCUGCGUUCAGUGCCAAGGUUUUGCUGCUGUCUUCUCCAGGCAUAGAAGAAUUCUACCGUAAUUGCUUGCUAUACACUGAAGAUUCCAGCGAUCAGAGGGAGAAUCCCGAUCAUCCAACAAAGCAAAUUAAGUUCUUGCUGGGAAAGAAAGCUGAUGAAGCAGUGCUGAUUGGAGGGGAGUGGUCCCCAUCUCUGGAUGGUCCUGACCCAGCCACCAACCCCAUGGUUCUGACUCGCACGGCCAUUCGUUGCACCAAAGCACAGACCGGUUUGGACUUGAGCGCCUGUACUAAAUGGUUCCGGUUUGCUGAGUUCAGAUAUCUGCAUGAAGGAAGCCCCUCUCAUCAGGAGCAGACGGUUGUCUUCUUGCCAGACAUCUGGAGCUGCAUGCCUUCGCUAGAGGAGUGGGAGGCCUUGUGCAAGCAGAAAGCAGAAAAGGCCCCACCGACAUCAGAAGAGAAAGUAGAGAUGGAAGUUGAACCUGAACAGGCCUCCAAGCCAGCCGCUGAGGAGGAGAUGGAGGCCAGCGAGCAGGAAGGAGGCUCAGCCGAAUCUACCCCUGAACCAGCUGUGGAGCCCCCGGCACCUGAACUGGAGGCCCCAACUGCCCCGCUGGAACCUGCCCUCAUUGCUCAUCCCCAGCCAGCAUCGCACGGGGGGCAUACCAGCUGCACCAACCUCUCUCUCUACACCCUGCUGGAGUACAGGCGGCAGCGGGAAAAGCUCUCUUUUGAGAUGGCAGUGGUGGCAGAGUUCUUCCAGGAGAUGCUUCAACGGGAUUUCGGCUAUAAGCUCUACAAGGCGUUGCUGGCCCUGCCAGAGAAGGAGGAGCCCCUGGAGGCAAAGAACCCUGAGCCAGAGAAAGCUGCUGAUUUGGAGAAGGAGGGAGAAAGAGAGCUCAAAGAAGAGUCUAAAGAAAAUCUAGGGGCCGGGGAGGUGCCUGCCAAUAACCAAGAGGACGCUCAGAAGGAGGGGAGCAACGUGGAAAUGAAGCCUGCAGAUCAAGACGGGGCCAGCACACCAAAGGAAAAAAUCAGCGUCAAAGCAGACUCAAAGGACUCCACAGAGGAGCUUUGUGAUCUAAGCCUGGAAGAUGACCUGCUGCUCCUGAGAGAGGAAGAGGAAGAGGAUUUUGGUGUCAAGUUGGAAGAUGCUGAAGUGAGAUCAGUUGCAUCCAAUCAGUCAGAGAUUGAGUUCUCCUCACUUCAUGAUGUGCCCAGAGAGCUGGACCCAAGUGCUGUGUUGCCGCUGGAUGCCCUCCUUGCCUUCAUUUACUUUGACUUGAAUUUCUGUGGCUACCUGCACCGGAGGGAUCUGGAAAAGCUUCUCCUCACCUUGGGGCUGCAUCUCUGCUCAGAGCAGGUGAAGCGCCUGGUGAACAGGGUGGUGACGCAGUUCGUGUGCCGGUACCGCAGCCUACGCUACAGCCGGCAGGAAGGGACUGAGCCAGGCCCUGAUGAGGAGCUGUUAGGGAACCUUGCCUUACUACGCUCCUCCUCCUCCCUUCCCAAGAGUCCUGCCAGACCCAAGCUGGAGACUCAGUCUGGUGAUCUGGUUUCAUACAAUGGAGCCGUCCUUAAUGUGAGCAAACUGAUGGAGAAGGCAGAGCAGACGGAAAACAGUCGCCUCUAUCUGGAGAACAAAAUCCAUACACUGGAGCUCAAGCUGGAGGAGACCCAAGUCCGUUUCUCAACGACAGAGGCUUCCAACAAAGCCUUGGCAUCUGAGGUGCAGGAGCUGCAGAAGCGCCUUGCUGAGAUGGAGGAGCAGUCGAAGGCGGCCGAGAGGCAAAAAUCCCAUUUCCAGAGGCUGCUGCAGGAGAAUAAGAAGCGCCUGGUUCCGCUGCAGCUGGAAAUCCAGAAGAUAAUUGAGAAGACCAAUAACUGCUUAGAAAAGAAGGAUCCAACACCCACAGCAGUUUCCAGCAAUUGACGUUUCCUGGAGAAGCAGCUCGGCAGGGGACGGUUCCUGCCCUGGUUUGAUAGUUUGGGGAUGUGGGUCAGCGAUUGGGGGUAA